Leishmania braziliensis MHOM/BR/75/M2904 is the source of this 3915-nucleotide messenger RNA. RefSeq lists its product as hypothetical. Lineage: Eukaryota; Euglenozoa; Kinetoplastea; Trypanosomatida; Trypanosomatidae. The transcript has a single exon. The coding region runs from base 1 to 3915 and encodes 1304 amino acids. The record is from RefSeq and is a predicted model, not a curated record.
AUGUUCUCGCAGACGCAGAAAGCCAAAGGCGCCGACGGUGGUGUCCUUUUUCCCUUUCGGGUGGGCGGAAAGAGCACAGUGGUUAUGUCAGACUACCACAUAUGCAAGUACGACGCCAUUCUCGGCGUGCUCGUGUGCAUCGGCGACGACGCGAACGUCCUCGUGCUUGGCAAGGAGAUGUGCCGCGAGCUGCUACCUCUGCCGUGUGGGGUGCACUGGCUAGACGCCUUUGUGUACUCCGGCACAACCAGCUUUCUGGUGCUCUCGUCAGAGACGCUCUUGUGCCUGGACUACAGCACCGGCGUGAAUGGGAGCGGAGACAGCAUGCUGCGGUGCAUGGAACCUGGUGCCCCAUUUACCUGCCUGCAUGUCGCACAAGGCUUGACGUGCGGCGCGGUGGGACGCAAGGACGGGAGCGUCUCCUACUUCCGGCUCGAUCCGGUCUCUGACAACCCCGAUGAGCGGCCGCAGCUGCGGUGGGCCGUUACGGAGACGAACGUGCUCGGGCUAUGCCUACCUUUCUGCAAGAACGUGACUGGCCCCAUCCUUGACACGAGCGUCGCCAGCCGCGACAAGUUCUUCAUCACGGGCUCUCUUAUCUCGAUGGACUCGUACCCGAGCAACCCGAACGCACUCAUCGGUGUGGUGGGAGGGGUUCCUGGUGUAUGCAAGUGGUACAUUGAUGAGGGUCGUGUGAGCUGCUUCUUCGAUGCCCACAGCAUCGUUGGACAACCGGACGGCCUUUUGGCCGCAUGUCGCGUGACGCCUGGUGGUGUGUACGUCGCUGCUGUCACCAUGCACUGCACCAAGAUCCUCCUGUGGAACGAGAGCAAGAAGCGGCGUGACAAGGUGGCCGAGCUCUACUGGGUCGUUGAUCUUUCUCAGCAAAUUUCGCAAGGCGUGCCGGACGCCCCGAGCGCCGGACUCGCCGACGCCUUCUCGUACAACGAGUAUCGUGUUGGUCUGAAUAUGGCCCGCACUUCCCUCGACAGUUUCUACACCACCAACGACAAGCACAGUCAGAUGUACAUGCUACUGCACGGCCAGCGCGACAUCCUCGAGGUGGUUAUCCGGCUUGAUGACAAGCAGGUGAUGCGCCAGGACGCUGUCAUCGCGCACCUGAACGCGUACACGGCACAGCACGGUGUGGAGGCUGCGCGUACGAAGGGGUCCGCGACUGGGUCAGGCGGCAACGGCAUCGACGCCGGCGCGAACACAGUGGACAACUACUUUAACGUCUUUCAUGUGGAGCCGUGCGUGCUGUCGAACUACUGGACUAGUGGGCUAGCAGACGUUGACCUGGAAGCGCUGUUUGUGACCAGCGAGGAUGGCUUGCGGCCGAUUCUGGCAAAGCGCAACCGUCAGACUGGUGGUAUCGAAAGCAUCCGUGAGCUGCGCGAGCUUAGCCCGCAGGCGCCGUGGUAUCCCCGAGCGCUGCUACUGCACCUUCCCGAGAACCAGAUACGCUCGCUCGCCGAGGAAAUACAGCGAACGGCGGUGACCUCAACGUGGGAGAAGCUGCUGCGCGGUGGCGACACGCUCCUGCGCCACGCACUGCCUGAUGUGGAGGCGAAGGAAGUGGCUGGCUCGAAUGUAGCACAUCUCUGGCGGCAGAGCGUUAUGGUGACCGUCACGGAUGCAGCGCAGGCGGUCUGCCUGUCGCCGCAGUCCAACGAGGUCUUCAGCGUCAAUUCGCAAGCCUUGGCGAACUGCGUGCCGUGGUCAACUUUGGCGAUCGGCCAGGAUGCCGAUGGGUUAGUGUUGGAGGCGGCAUUACCCUCGUUGCACACAGUGUUUCUGCCGACGGAGAUAAUUUUGCGCGUGUUCAGCACCGAGUCCAUCAUCAUGAUCAUGAAAUACGACAUUCGUCGUAACGCCGGCUCGCUGGUCCUCAACCUGGACCGGGCGGCACUUCAGCUGGACGGGCACGGCGUGCCUGGAAAGCGGAUGGUGCAGCAGGCGGUAAUUGUUAAUGCACGUCUGGAGCCGUCCACCGUGACGGACAAUGUGUCUGUUUAUAAGGAUGGCAAGUGCGUGUUGCUGCUGCUGGAGGAUUCAUCGGUUGCACUUGUCGACCUCUCGGGCAAGGAUGACAAUGGUCGGCCUUUCAUGCUUCAAGUCCCCGUCGGGCUGCUCCCGGUCGGGUCAACCAUCGCCUCGCUUGACGCCUUCUGGAUGGCCAGCCAGACCGCAAUGUGCAACAACAAGACGGGCUUGCUCUGCCUCGCGUGCCUCUUCAUGGACGGCAAAGGAUUCUUGCUGUGGAACUUGAGCGAGAUGCGCCUAAUCACCUACGCACAUCCCGCGUACGCCACGUUUGCUACGCGCCUCAUGGUCACUGCAGCGGCGCAGCCACUGCUGCCGAACCUGUCGGGUGAUAUCAAGAUGUUCGAAGUCGCACUUUCUAUUUCGUCACCCGUGCAGAAUGCUGGGGAGUACGGCAGCCUUACGUGCUGCGAUGCACUUGGCGCUGCUCUGAUGUCGAUGUCGCUUGCGUUUGGCGUCGCGGACGGCGCCCCACAGGCAUGGUGCUACCGCCAGAGUGCUGAGGUCAACUGGGUGGCACUGCCGCAAGCAACGAGUGCUACAAAGCUGCUUCUGGUCCGCUUCGAGGUCUCGGGUUCGUCUCUGGAGUGGGCGAUUACGGUGGGCGGUGCGGCUGUGGCGACGGGAAACAGCGCACUUCUGGGCAGCAUCGUGCACGUCAAGACAACGUGGACACCAGGAAAGGCCAACCUCACGUACGACACGGAUGCAGGCGAAAUGCGCGACUACGAGAUCAGCCGCGACGACUCCGCCAACGACCACGUCGCCCCAGCCAUUGCAUUUGUUGGCGCACAUGAGAUUGCUGUGGUGCAACUCUCUGCUUUCUUUCCCGCGACUGCAUCGCUGAUCUCGACAGCGGCGAGGGUCACGGCGGCAGACGCGGUGCCGGUUGCCACGUGCAGGCUCGACCCUGCGCGCCGUCUCGAGCACUUUAGUGUCUACCACGGCCGCGGCGCGCUGAUCGUGGUAACGCGCGAUGCAAACGGCUGGCGGUGGGUGAACAUCUUGGACAGCAGAACGGCCAAGCCGAUGAUGCAGUCGUACGCCACUCUUGACUUUGCUGGCGAGGAGAAUGUGCAGGUGCUGCUGGUCGAGAUAGAGAACGUGCUGCAUCUGUACUUCCUCGGCGCUAGCAGCGGCGUGGUCGGUCACUUCUUUGUGGAGGCGAAUCUGGGUGCCUCGAAAGCGAGUGGGGUGCGCAAGCACCCCUGCUUCUGCGGUCCACGCUACCACUUUACGCCAUGCACCUUCCGCGGCUACGGACGCUAUCUGCCGCCGGCGCCGACAUUGAAGCAAGAGACCGGCUUCUUCAAACGCCUCAUGACGCUGCCGUGGGAGGAGAUUGCGCUGAGGCUCGAGUCUGAGACGCUGCGUGCAACGAAAGCGACUGGAGCGGCGAAGAUGCCUGCGGGCAACACCCCCGCAACAGCGACCCCUGUGCUAACACCGUGCGCAAGCUCCAUCUCUCCGUUGUCAAGUGCGCCACCGGUCGCGAAACCAGACCCGAAGAGGGAGCAGCAAGAGCCGCUUGGCUGCGCUAACCGCGGAGGCGGCGCAGCACUGUCGACACAGGCCCUGACAUCUGCGCGGCAGCCCGGCGCACUUGCACCGACAGCGGCCGCCAGUGCACCCACCUCGAGUGAGCCGCCAUGCGGCCGCUACGCGCAACUGAAGGCCAUCGCCGAGCGCGAGAAUGUGAGCCUCACCGAGGCCCGGCGGAUGAUGAGCGAGAACGUUCGCAAGCUGCAGCAGCGCGGCGAGCGACUGAGCGAGAUGCAGAACAAAUCGGCGGAGUUGGCGCAGGCGGCGCUGACGUUUCAGGACCUUGCGCGUCAGCUAAAGGAAAAGCAGCGCAGCAGCUGGUUGUGA